AUGGCUGCACCAGUUGACAUUUCCUCUCUCGAUAUCAAGGAGCAAAACACUACUUCUGAACAAAAGGUGACUCCUUGGGAAGUUGAAGGUGCUGUGGAUGAAAAUGGUCAGGCUCAAAGUAUUGACUACAACAAGCUUAUCGCAUCCUUUGGUACCAAAGCCAUUACACCAGAAACACUAACGAGAUUCACCGAAGUCACAGGUGAAGAGCCUCAUCCAUUUUUAAAGAGAGGUGUCUUCUUUUCUGAAAGAGACUUGCACCGCAUCUUGGAUUUGUAUGAGCAUGGCGAACCUUUCUUCUUGUACACUGGUAGAGGUCCUUCUUCGGAUUCGAUGCAUUUGGGCCACAUGGUUCCUUUUAUUUUUACCAAGUGGUUGCAAGACGUUUUUGACGUGCCUUUGGUGAUCGAGUUGACUGAUGAUGAGAAGUUUUUGUUCAAACAAAAAUUGACAAUCGAAAAUGUCAAGACAUUUGCAAAGGAGAACAGUAAAGACAUUAUUGCUGUUGGUUUUAAGCCAGAAAACACAUUCAUUUUUUCUGAUUUGGAGUUCAUGAACCCUGCUCUUUACGAAAAUGUGGUGAGAACUUCCAGACAGAUCACCACUUCAACUGCCAAGGCCGUUUUCGGAUUCCAGGACUCUGACUGUAUUGGAAAGAUUCAUUUUGCUAGUAUUCAGAUUGCAACGGCUUUUCCUUCGUCUUUCCCAGGUAUUUUGGACAUGCCUCCAAAAACCCCUUGCUUAAUUCCAUGUGCCAUUGAUCAAGACCCAUAUUUUAGAGUUUGCAGAGAUGUUGCUGAUAAAUUGAAAUUUUCCAAGCCUUCUUUGAUCCACGCAAAGUUUUUCCCAGCUUUACAAGGUGCAUCAACUAAGAUGUCUGCUUCUGAUACGACAACGUCUAUUUUCAUGGAUGACACUCCAAAGCAGAUUCAAAAGAAGAUUAAUAAAUACGCCUUCUCUGGAGGAAGAGCCACUUUGGAAGAGCACAGGGAAUUGGGCGGAAAUGUUGACGUCGACGUUGCAUACCAGUAUCUUUCCUUUUUCAGUUAUGAUGAUGAGAAGUUACAAAAAUUGGCUGACGGAUACAAGAGUGGAGACAUUUUGUCGUCUGAAAUGAAGAAAGAAUGCAUCGCCGUCGUACAAGAAUACGUUUCAGCUUAUCAAGAGAGAAGAAAGGCGGUUGAUGAAACCGUUGUUGACGCCUUCAUGAAGCCACACAAAUUAGUGUGGGGUCAAAAGGAGAGAAAAGUCCCUGCUAAGGAGAGAAAGAGCAAGAAGUAG
Clavispora lusitaniae ATCC 42720 is the source of this 1281-nucleotide messenger RNA. RefSeq names its product tryptophan--tRNA ligase (gene WRS1). Lineage: Eukaryota; Fungi; Ascomycota; Pichiomycetes; Serinales; Metschnikowiaceae. Gene Ontology annotation, cellular component: cytoplasm. Gene Ontology annotation, biological process: tryptophanyl-tRNA aminoacylation. The record is from RefSeq and is a predicted model, not a curated record. Gene Ontology annotation, molecular function: ATP binding; tryptophan-tRNA ligase activity.